UAUUGCAAACAUGCAAAAACGUGCUCUUCGAUAAUGUAGUCAAGAGAAGCAUGCCUGCACAUGAGAACAUAGUGUUCAGAUGGGCAGUGUUCUGUUUACUUCUUCAAACAUGCCGCAGAGAAGACUUCCUCUGCUUUAGGCCUACCAGGCUCUUAUGUAAUACACCAGUACACUACUAUCGUCACUGGAUUCCCCGACAGUACGUGUUUUGCCUGCACUGUACUGCACACCUAACUACACAGUGAACACAAUGUCCUUAACUUGCCACACAUUUGGCAGCGGUCACGUUUUCCUGCUGCUGGCUGCGUCGACCAAUCAGCGACCUGGAACUCUAUUAGGUGGGCGGACCUAGCAGUCUACAGAAUGUGACGUGUAGGUACUCUGAAAAUGACCACGCCCCUAACUUCCAAAUAUGGCGUGUCUGAAACAAAUACCCUGUCCUUUGUGUCCCUCGCCGCCCAAAAACUGAUCGGUAAUGUUAGGUGAAUGAGACUCCACAGGACCUACGGAGACAACUUUCCGUUUCCACGGACGGAGUGGACAGUUAAAGUACAACCGUUAACGGCUGCAGCCACCGUGCUCUGCAUGUGACCGAGCGGACAGGGGAGGGGCUGGUUGUCUCGUGUGUUGUACCGUGGAACCAUAGCGGCGUGGAACACAGAGUUCUAGCGAGGGAACGUAGCAGCAGCAGCAGCACCGACCCACCGAGGAACAAGUGGCCGACACACCGCACACCUCCACCGGGCUACAGGCUCCUACUUCUCCGCUUAGUCAGCCUCGUUGGAACAGCGCCAGAAAUUGCUGUGAGAGGUUUUCGAAGGACAUUGUCAGUAUAGCAGGAAAGAAGAUGAGCUCCAAAAGGAAAGCAGAGAGUCACUCAAAGGCAGCAAGCAGACCACGCAUCAUGAAGUCUGGAGGCUCCCGGGCUGAAUCGGAGAGAGACUCUGGAUUCUCAGAUGUAAGCUCAGAGCACAUGAGCACAAUGGACAACACAGACUCUGAGGAUUCACCCCGCCCAGUUGUACAGCAGGGAGGGCAGACUCCUGGCUCCGGGCCCCAAUCCUCCCAGCUGGCCGUGGUGGGAGGCUCCUACUCUAGCCUCUCACCCAUGAUCAUCAUGAACAACGUCCUCCUCAAGCAGCCUAGAGAUAAUCCUCCUGCGCUGAAGCCCUGGGGGUUCAGUCCCACAGUGGAGGUGGUCCAACCCGUGGUCCAACCCGUGGUCCAACCCGUGGUCCAACCUGUUGUCCAGCAGUCUCAGGUGGUCUUCCUUCAGCCUGUUGUCUCCCGUCAAGCUUCCCCUGCCUCUAAAGCGGCCUCCUCUAGACACAGACGCCCUAAGAAGUAUCUUCCAAUCCUGAAGUCCUACCCCAAGAUUGCUCCACAUCCAGGAGACAGCUCCAGUUCCUCAGGGAGAGGAACUGGUUCCUCAUCUUCCUCCACCACCUCCUCUUCUUCUUCUCACUGCUCCUCCUCCUCUUCCUCUCGCUCCUCCUCUUCUUCUGGGUCAGAGAGGGGUAGCAGUUUGACCUCCAGCCAUCGGGAACACUUUCAGAGAGAGAAGCAGAAGAGAACUCUGUGUGGUGGUGUCAGUAACUCUGUCUCAACCACUCCCAGUCUUCCUGCUACCCCCAGCAUCACUACCAUCACGUCCCCCCUGCUCCAGAGCCGACUGUCUCUCCCCACACCAGAAACCAGUGCCAGCAGUAGUCCUGCCAGUGAAAGGCCUUCAUCAGCUGUCAGCCAGGCAGAAUUUUCCACCUCCCUGCCUGUUACUCAGUGCAGUGGCCCUGUUCCCCGGACAGGCACAGAGGAGAAGAGCUCAUCGGAAGAAUGCAUCAACAGUGACAGUGAUGCUGAUACAAAGAGGAAGCGCUUCUGCAACACGUACAACAUCCUGAGCAAUUCUGGCCUGCUGGACAUUGCACUUCGCACCAAGGAGCUCCACAGGCAGAAUAGGCGCACCCAGACUGACCUAGACCGGCUAAAAGAACACACAGACCUCUUCCUCCAGGCUCUGUGUAGUGGUGACGCCAGCAUCUGUGUUAAGCUGCAGGCGAGCCUUCAGGAGGACGGCGUAGAGGAAGAGAGGGAGAGAGCUUCUCAGACCAGCUUAAAGGCAGAUUAGACCUAGACUAGUGCUGGGCAGUAAUCCUUUAGACUGAGUUGAGGAAAGGAAGGCGAAGGCUGGAGUGUAUAGAGACAGAUGGACCGAAAGUAAUGUGCUCCACAAUACACACCCACCCCCAGACUCUCGCACAGACAGUGUGCUGUGGCCUACAUUUUGGCUGCCUUAGGGCCCUGACACACCAGGCCGACCUCAAAGAAUUAGUGCAGAUAAAGACUUUUCAUUGCCUCAUGUCUUUUGUUAAAAGUUGCACUUGAACCGCUUGUAAGACAGCAGCUGGUGGCCAGUUAAUUGCCAGCGUGCACAUAUGUUCAGCACCCGUAUGAGAGGUAGUAUUUUAGUCAGCAGUCUGUAUGUGUAAUCCAAGGAACAAGGAGGAAAGGGAAACAAGGCAAACGACACUACCAAUUAGAGGUAAUCAGAUUUUGAUUUGAGAAUAUUGGUACUUGUAGGAAAAGCAGAAGUUGAGGUGAAAGACACGAAUGAACCAAACUCAAUCAGUGAGUUGAAUCAGAGUUGCAGAGUGACUCGGAGCUCUCUCUAAUUGCCUCUGUCACCGAUUCAACAAGCUUAAUCAUCCUAACAGCCACAGAUAAGGUCGACUGGUGCCAUCAGUUAAGGGCAUGCUGCGAAGACUGUGUGAUGGUCGGCCACAUGCUUAAAGUGAUGCGGUUUGGUUUGUUAGGGGGCUUCGGUCAACCAAGGCCAGAACCACAGCUCACUGUACUGCCACACUCAGCCUGGCUGGAUCUUUGCCACUGAAGCUGCCUACUCUCUGUACAGAAACAUUUUGCUCACUGGCAAUUAAGACUCUGAGAGAUUUGGAUCCAAGGCAUGAGGAGGGAACAGAUGCUAACUUUUUUUAAAAACUGAAAGCACAAUACAGACACGGAAUCUGUAAAUUUGAUUUUAAGACUGGAUAUGUAAACUUUAACAGUGCAUGACAAGGUGUUCCCAUCUCAGACAAAAUUAUCAUCAUCAUACUACUCCUUCUGACAACAGAAUGUGUCACUUCAUUCAUUGAAUUAAGUUGACAUUUCUGUUGUUUCAACAGUUUUGCAUCAUUCAUGGUCGUCCUCUGAGCUGUGUUCCACUAAUACUGAUGUUUCGCUUCACAGGCAUCCAGAUAACAGUCAACAUGUGUGAAUAAUCUAAAUUAUUUAAUGCAGCAUUUACAAUUAUGUAAAAUUGAUGAUUAUGACAGGCUUAGGCAAUGCUGUCAUGUCUCCUAGAAUGUGUCCAGGGCCUCUUGCCAGUCAGCCUCUUUAAAUAGACAAACAUGUGCCUAAAGUGUCUUUUUAGUUCCUGCUGCAUUUUUCAACCUGGAUGUGAGAAAUUUUGUGUGCACCGUUGAUUAUUUCAAGAUUAGCAUUCCCAUCAUUUUGAUGCGAUUUUAAUACAGUGCAGACUGGCUGGAAGUAAAGCUCUUAACAGCCAUUUGUGCACAUCAUCCCAGUGUAAACGGUGCUUCCUACAGUUCAACCAUAUUCAGCAGUAACUCGUGUACAAUCUUUUGUUUGUGUGUUUUCUACUUAUGGAUGUAACUUAUGUGGCAAUAAUGUCAAACUUAAGUGCAGAUGUUUUCUGUUUUAAAGGAGCAGUGUGUAAGAUUUAGUGGCAUCUAGUGGUGAUGUUGCAAAUGAGAAACAAUUGAAUUCUGCUCAGCCCUCCCUUUAAGCAUGUAGAGAGGCAACAGGGGUCUUCUGGUAACAUAAAAACUAGGGCUGCCAGUCAAUUAAGAUAAUGUCGUGAUUGUCCAUAGCCAAUUACAAACCAAUCACAUCUUUUAUCUGUUCAAAAUGUACUUUUUUAAAGGGAGAUUUCAACAUGGAAGUGGACAAAUAUGCUUGCUUUAUGCAAAUGUUUAUAUGUAUAAUUGGAAAUCAAUUAACACUGUAGUUAAAGAGCUACACAUGUAUUCAUGGAACUGUAAUUAUGUUCAGUAAUUAUUAUGUCCCACUGGUGAAAGCAAUGCCCUGUGACCAGCCACCACCUAUGUAUCUUCCAUAAAGUGGUGGUUCUUAAAAGCAAUUAAUAAAUGUAGUAGUUGGGUGUAAUCUGAAUGCAGACCCUUGAAGAUCCCUCUCAAUUGUACACACUGGUUCUUUGAGCUCUUUUCUGUUUUUGCUUGUAUGAAUUUCAAUUUUGUGAACAUUUUCAGUCUCUCAAGACAACCGUCAGGUUUCUUGAGGAAGACUAGUUCUGCUUUAGGACAUAUAAAUCCAGAUUACUACUUUUAUUCGACAGAAAGUUCAACAAGGAUUUUGUCCAAAUUGGGAGCAGCUGUGGAGUUUUGUGAUGCUUAGUAUUAACUUUUUGUAUGUUUAUAAGUUAUGGCCUUGUCCGAUGUACGUCACAGAACUUUGCAUUUGCACUAAAACAAUCUGAGAGCAGCUCUGAAGCAAUUUCUGGGAAUAACUAAAUGGCAGCUAUGGUAGCUCUUGUGAGUCAAACGGCAAGUCCUUUUAAAUUACUUGAAGUGCACUGUGAGGCAUCAUAAGCACACUUAGUGAGUAUACAUACUAUUCCUAUAGGACAGCCACGCAUUACAUUGUCAGAUAUUUUAAAUUACUAGCAGUUUCCUCUGUAUUAAACACGGUUUUGCAUAUUCUGUAUGUGUAAAGUACUUGACGUGAUGAUGUGCUUGCUGUGCUUCUGUUGACUCAAAAUGGCUAUUGAGAAACAACCCAAGUAAGGGAUCAUUCAUGGUUCAUUUUCUCUGUCUCAUCCCCUGUGAACAUAAAUUCAGUUCAAAAGUUAAUGUGCACUUGUGAGGGUCAUGUUAUCUGAGACAAAGUGUCUUUGUCACACAAACACAUGUUUUGUUGCAUAUCUCCAAGUCCGACAGACUGAUAUGUCAACAGUUAUGCCUUCAUCAGAGAGAAUCAGUGGACAUUUUGACUGAAGAGGACACAGUAGCAGGUGAUAUGAUGUCUGUUUAAACAAUAAAUACAGUUAAUUAAUCAGUAUGUUGCAGAUAAGAAGUGUGCUUAGGGUCAUUGAAACACAGCUGUGUCUGACACUCGGCCCCUCUGGCUGAUAGUUUGAGGUCAUCUUAUUUACUCCGCCCAUUUUCUUGUCUGCAGUGCACCAGUUCUACUGUCCGCCCCAGAUGCAUUGUACCAUCUUUUUGAAGUAGACUGGCUCAG
Messenger RNA from Centropristis striata (black sea bass), 5277 nucleotides. RefSeq names its product CLOCK-interacting pacemaker b (gene cipcb). The record is from RefSeq and is a predicted model, not a curated record. Gene Ontology annotation, cellular component: nucleus. The coding region runs from base 848 to 2128 and encodes 426 amino acids. Gene Ontology annotation, biological process: negative regulation of circadian rhythm; negative regulation of DNA-templated transcription. NCBI's taxonomy places the organism in Eukaryota, Metazoa, Chordata, Actinopteri, Perciformes, Serranidae. The transcript is spliced from 4 exons.